AUGCCACUAGAAAGUCACGCGUUUUCCAUACACUUCAAGCCGGUCAACGUGAAGCAACCAUACUUGCGACCAUUUGCUGAAAUAAUGAAGUUGACGGAUGCACAAGAAGGUUUGAUUGUUCGUUGCAUACAACGGCUCGAUGAAGUAUGUCGUGAUGUGCGUAAUGCUGCACGAUUGGUUGGUGAUCCGGCAUUGUACGAAAAAAUGGAAGAAACCUCAGCAGCUAUAAAGCGGGAUAUCGUUUUUGCUGCCAGCCUUUACACUGUUUUGGAUUAG
Molecule: messenger RNA, 276 nt
Organism: Gongylonema pulchrum
Lineage: Eukaryota; Metazoa; Nematoda; Chromadorea; Rhabditida; Gongylonematidae
Source: the annotation of a GenBank genome assembly